AGAAAGCUAUAAAAAGCCGCCAACAACAUUUCAUUCAAAUUACUUGGUCCGCAGCGGAUCCCCUGAUAACAACGACAUAUCACCGUGCUGGAGCCAAGGCGGAAGCAUCCUUACACAUUACACCCCACCCUGUUUUGUGUUGUUAGUGUUCGGAACUGUAAAAAUCAACAGCUGAUUGCUAGAACGGUGCUACCACAACUGACCUUUACUUAGUGAUUCUCCCAUUUUUCGUUAUUUGGCGUGACGUUCAGUCGCGUUCCAUCGCUACUUGAGUGAAGUGUAAACCGAUCCAGUUCCCAUCGUGUCUGCGUUGUUUCCACCAGUGUACCGAGAUGGCACACGAAGAGACCACCACUUUCUUCGAUUGGGCUUCAAGCCAGGGUGUUUCCUUUUGGGAAGUCAUGGCUCGCAACUUUACACAACAUGGUCCCGUCGGCCCGAUGCAAACACCCGGCAGUGUACUGCUGUCAGCAGACGAAAACCGUCUCGAUAUACUCAUAUCGCCCACACAGUUUGGAUUACUCUCUGGAUUGGUAUUGUUCCUAUUUCUGAGGCACAAAAUAACGCGAUGGAGAGAGGAGCACAGCCACCUGAAAGUGACCAACAACGAUGACGUACGCCGUGCAGUCUUUACAUUCCUAACGUUUCUUGAGUUCUUAGCGAUUUCACCGCUUUUGCUCACUAUUCUACUCGUCUUCCAAGUUUACCGCAUUGCAAUACAGACAGUAUUGCGACACCGCCAUGGGAAACAUUUCAAAGGUUUGCUGGAUGGUGCAGACGUAGUUUGGGCAAUUGAGGAUCAAAACUCCCGUGGCAUGAUUAACAUUAUGGCCAAUGUAGAGGAGCCCUUUACGGACUGGGCAUCAGUUGACGGUUCCACGAGUGCAGGCAUUCUGUUGACUUUGCGCAAACGUAUAUCCGCGCGGCUGAUGCGCAACUAUCAACCACAUCCAAAAAUGUUCUGGAAGCGCAGCGUCGAGCUCGGCUACUACUUUUGGUCCGACCAAUCCGAACUUACCGUAGAGGACUACAUUCGCUACAUGGACACUGUUCCCCUCCAAGCGGGGCUACACUUCAUCGAAGAACACCAAUUACGAACUUUGCUCAGCAAAAUUAACAAUCGGCAGCUUCCGGCAAACCAUUCCGCCUCGUGGGAAGUUCUCGUUGGCAAGCAACCUUUGUUUGAUGAGAAACGAAACAUGCUUAAGUAUCCUAUCCUGUUUCGUGUUCAUCACUCACUAGGAGAUGGGGUGGCCUUGAUGCGUUUGCUGCUGGAAGCGAUUGUCGAUAAGGAGGUACCAUCACGCUGGAAGCAUCUGUCUAAGCUGAAGGUCAUGAACAUCAACUACAUUUUAAAGCAGCAAAAAGCUGCAAACCAUCACCGGUUAGCUGUGGGGGACACAUUCUUCCAGCGUGUGCGGAAAAUUCUUCCCUCUGCGUCAGAGCUGGCAGCGCAGAGGGACAAGCUUGUCCGAAUAAUCUGGACAAUUUACACGGCUCCUGCUUUCUUCCAUGAUGUAUCGCGCCGUCAGGCAGACAACAAUUGUAUACAUGCAUCACAGAUGGCCAAUGACAAGGUUGUAAGCUGGAUACACGAAGAUCACAACAGUGGCACAAGCUGGGUUGAGAUUAUCAAACGCACCAAGCGACUCAUCCCAGGGACUAGGUUCUCGGACGUUUUUCUCACUGCUCUGUCGUCCAGCUUGGAAGCUUACUUCAACAAGCAAACAAGUACACCUCCGAAAAAUCUCACCGUUGUGCUUCCAGCAAGAAUAGAAAAAGAAACACCGCACUUAAGGCUACACAAUCGUUUUUCGGUAGCGCUUCAGACGCUGCCGAUAGCUCCCCGUAUACAGAUGAACGAUUCAAACAGACAUUAUGCUUUUUCCAAACGUAUUCGAGCGGUUAAAAGAUAUUCGGACAGCUUACGCUCUUCAUCCGACUAUUUGAUCAAUUAUUGGAUCAUGUCAAAAAUGACAUGUCUUUUUCCGGAAGCUAUACUGCGAAAAAUUCUGAAAAGCGCACACAGCACACUGGCGAUCUCGAACCUUCCAGGACCCCAGCAGUUGCCUCGCAUUCAGGGCAGAGAACUGAAAAACCUCAGUUUUUUCAUUCCCAACCUUGGCACCACCGCCGUUGGAAUUACGCUUCUUACGUACGGUGGUAAACUCCAGCUUGGAAUACUAGCUGAUCGUGCAGUUAUUCGUACUGAGGACGAAGCCCACAGCAUUCUCAUGGGAACAAUCGAAGAGAUCGAGCGAAUGAGUCAGUUACUGGAGGAAAUGUAAUUGCCUACAUUACGUGGUUUACACAUUAUGCCUGAUUUACUGGUAUAAGCAAUAAAUAACUUUACAUUUGCAGAAAAGCAAAA
This is a messenger RNA of Anopheles stephensi (Asian malaria mosquito), 2371 nucleotides long. RefSeq lists its product as uncharacterized. Lineage: Eukaryota; Metazoa; Arthropoda; Insecta; Diptera; Culicidae. Gene Ontology annotation, molecular function: long-chain-alcohol O-fatty-acyltransferase activity; diacylglycerol O-acyltransferase activity. Bases 333 to 2288 code for a protein of 651 amino acids. Gene Ontology annotation, cellular component: plasma membrane. Gene Ontology annotation, biological process: triglyceride biosynthetic process. The record is from RefSeq and is a predicted model, not a curated record. The transcript has 4 exons.